CCGGGUGCAAAACAGUCAUGUAACUGAACCGUGGGAUAAUAAAACCUAUUCUGAAUCCGAUAUUCCUCCCCCCGCGCGUGUGGCAGCAUGGACUCGCUCGCACAGACCCGGCUGCUGCACGACGCGCGGAGCGACAUGGAGAGAGCAGAGGAGGAGAAACACGCAAACGAGAGGUUGUCCCACCAAAACACAAUAUGGAAACAGUUCCAGGCGAAAGCCAAGCCUCUUCUCAGCCCUAAAGUUGGCAUCAAGGACCACGGCUCCAAGAGGGAACGAGCGAUGUGGGCAUUCAGAAAGAAGAAAAGUGGGGACCACUAUGAUCUGGACAGAGGCAUGUCAUGCUCCCAGCCGGACCUCGUGUUCUCCCCUGCGGACGGGGACGCGAGAGACCCGCGGCUCUGCGGCAAAAUCGAGCUCAACUCCGGCCAACUCUGCGCUACCGAGGAAAGGUUGCAAGCGGCCGCGAAAGAAUCCUGCGCAGGCAGCGGCUCCCAUAGCCCAUGGAAGCCCGGUAGGGUUCGGCCGUGCGAGCCUUCCCAUCACAAGAGCUCCUCUCUGGGCUCGGCGUGUCUGGAGAGGCUGAUCGAGGCGUCGGUCAGCAGCGGAGGUGAAGCGCUGUCGACGCGGAAGGCGCGGGCCAUGGGUGCGUCUGCUCCAUUAGCGGCUAACCCCGACCAAGAGGCUCCCAGCCCGGGGAUGCAUACGCUAGACGUUGAGCUGAGGAGAGGACACAACCUGGCAGCGAGAGACAGAGGAGGUACAAGCGACCCCUACGUAAAGUUCAAGCUGAGUGGUAAGGAGGUGUUCAGGAGCAAAAUCAUCAACAAAAACCUGAACCCCGUGUGGGACGAGAGGACCACUCUGAUACUGGACGGUCUGAGCGAGCCUUUGUAUAUCAAGGUGUUUGACUAUGACUUUGGCCUCCAAGAUGACUUCAUGGGCUCUGCAUAUCUCCCUCUGGACUCUCUGGAGCAGCAGAGAACAGUAGUGGUGACCCUGGAGCUGAAGGACUCCCACUACCCAGACCAGGACCUGGGUUCCCUGGAGCUGUCCGUCACCCUGGGUCCUAAAGACAGCCCUGUGGAAGAGCCCAAAGACUGCAAGCAGCCCAAGGAUCUUCCAAGCUAUCGAUGGAAGCUGUAUUUAAACAGAACCAUGCUGCUCAGAAGGUCUUGGAAACGGUCCACAAAGCAGCAGCAGUCCAUGCGUCUCUCGGAGGUCCACCGGAAGUCCCAGCUGUGGCGGGGCAUCGUCAGCAUCGCCCUGAUCGAGGGUCGCGACCUCAUCCCCAUGGACCCCAACGGCCUGAGCGACCCCUACGUCAAGUUCCGCCUGGGCUCCCAGAAGUACCGCAGCAAGACCAUUUCCAAGACACUGAGCCCUCAGUGGAGGGAGCAGUUCGACCUGCACCUCUACGAGGAGACCGCGGGGGUGCUGGAGAUCUCCGUGUGGGACAAGGACACCGGCAGGCGAGACGACUUCAUCGGACGGUGCCAGCUGGAUCUGUCCACGCUGGCCCCGGAGCGCACCCACCGCCUGGAGCUGUCCCUGGAGAACGUCCCCGGGUCGCUGGUGCUCCUGGUCACCCUGACCGCCUCGCUGCACGUCUCCAUCGCCGAGAUGUCUGUCACACCACUGGACGACCCCCAGGAGCGCGCCCACAUCGCCCAGCACUACGGCUUUCUGAGGUCCUUCUCCAACAUGCGGGACGUUGGGAUCGUGAUGAUCAAAGUCAUACGAGCUGAAGGACUGAUGGCUGCUGAUGUGACAGGGAAGAGCGACCCGUUCUGUGUGGUGGAGCUGAACAAUGACCGACUUCAGACGCACACCGUUUACAAAAACCUCAACCCUGAGUGGAACAAGGUCUUCACCUUUAACGUGAAGGACAUCCACGCGGUCCUGGAGGUCACCGUUCUGGACGAGGACCGCGACCGGAGCGCCGACUUCCUGGGAAAAGUAUCCAUCCCCUUGUUAUACGUCCGUAACGGCGUGCAGAGGGGGUAUGUACUCAAGAAUAAACACCUGACUGGACCCAAGAAGGGCGUUGUUUACCUUGAGAUCGAUGUGAUCUUCAAUACUGUCAAAGCUGCCCUAAAGACGAUAGUUCCUGCAGAAAACAAGUAUAUCGAAGAGGAUCCAAAAGUUUCGAAAUAUCUGCUUCAGCAGAACUUCAACCGGGUGAAGAGGUGCAUCAUGGUCCUAAUCAACAUCGGCUCCUACAUUAACAGCUGCUUCGAAUGGGAGUCUGCCCAGAGGAGCAUCUUGUCCUUCCUGGUGUUCGUGCUGGUGGUGUGGAACUUUGAGCUGUAUAUGCUCCCUCUGUCGUUGUUAAUGCUGCUGGUGUGGAACUACAUCUUCUGCUUGAGGGAAACGACAGACACCUCAAUGGAGGCCAUGUUUGACUGGGAAGAAGAGGAGGAAGAGGAGAAGGACUGUGAGCGUAAGGGAUUCCUGGACAAACUGUACGCCAUCCAGGACGUGUUCCUGAGCGUGCAGACCGCCCUGGACGAGGUGGCCUCCUACGGAGAGAGAAUCAAGAACACGGCGAACUGGACCGUGCCCUUCCUCAGCUGGCUGGCCGUCACCGUCCUGUGCGUGGCCAUGGUCCUCCUCUACUUCCUGCCCCUCCGCUACCUCGUCCUGGCCUGGGGUGUGAACAAAUUCACUAAGAAGUUGCGGAACCCAUACUUGAUUGACAACAACGAGCUGGUGGACUUCCUCUCCAGAGUUCCGUCCGAUGUCCAAGUGGUCCAGUAUCGGGAGCUGAAAGUAGAUCCUGGACAGAGUCCGAACAAAAGGAAAAGAACCAACCCAGGCUAGCUGUGAACACACUAGCCAUGAAUGUAUGAAACUCUGUAAAUAAUAUUUAUUUUUUUAGUUUUGUUUUUACUUUUUUGAGCAAUUUGCUUGUUUUUCGUUUUAUUUUGAAGAACUGCACCUUUUUUUUUUUCAAGCUCACCUUUAAGAAAAGCUGUCCUUUAACUCAUGAGAGUGACUGUAUGUAUUGAAGAUCAUUGUGGAAUAGUUGUCAAAUAUCAAGAAGAAUGCCUAGAAAGCAUGUGUGUUGUUGAUUAUUGUUAUUAUUAAUCAAAUAAUAUACUGUCUACAUUAGUUUGCAAGCACAUAGUUCAUUGAGGAAAUGGAAUGAUUGAUAGAAUGAUUGACACAUGCCAUGCAAUGAUUACCCCGUUGCACAAUACAAUAUGUGGAGUUGAAAUAAGGGCAAGAAUACCUAUGGUACUGUAAAAAUGAAUGUUGUUUACAAUAGUGUAAUAAUAUGUUUACAACAAAGGUUGAUCUAUGGAAGAAAAAGCCUGAUCUGACACAAAGCCAUCUGUAGGUCAUUCUGAUAUUUACGUUAAAAAGGUUUUACCCCAAGGUGUGACUUAAUUUAGCACGCUUAAUAUAAAUAUUCCUGAAUCUAAAGGCUCAUCCAACACCACGUAGUAAGCAACCUUUCAAUUUCUACAUAAUCUGUUUAUUUUGUUAAUGCAAUUAUAAACGAUAUUUCUAUGCACUUUAGCUGAAUAUCUACUCUGUUAGUCUCAAUGUUACGCAUGUACUGACGUCUUCCUUCACAUAUGGCUGCCUCGGUAAGCCUAUGGCGUGUACAUAUUUCAGCGGAGAGAAUGGACCCUAUCCGCAGGUCACCAACAGCAGGGAAAAGCAACUUCCUGUUCCUGUGAUUUAUAACAUUAGGUUGGUUUUAUUUCAUGUCCGUUGCCACACCAACACGGUGUGUGUAUAUUAACCAGACUAGGUGUGGCUAUACUUGAGUACCGCCAUACCGAAUUGGAACAUGCCCAUAAUUGAGGUUAUGAGCUACACCUGUGUUUUUUCUUACGGCGAAAAAGGGCCUGGUUCUUGCAUGAUGUGCACGCUGAAAUGUAACCGGUUGUGGUCUGUGCGUGUCUGUGAACCUACUGUAUAUCCAAGUGCAUUUAUCUGCUAAAGGCUAAACAAGUUUUCGUCUCUGUGUCUCUGAACUGUCUGAAUGCAUGUGAAUUCAGAAAAAAGAUAACUCAAACAAACUGUUUCACCAACAGUACUACAAUGAACGACAUUGAAACGGUCCUAACAUUUAUCUUGAAAAGAUUCUUUACUUAUUUGAUUUAUUGGGGUUAUUUUUGGUUCCUUGUUUAUAUUAUAAUUAUUAUUUUUUGUUUUCCAUAUUUGAUAUGAUUGUUUUAUUACGAAAAUGGUAUGCAACCAGAUUAACUUUCUUGUAAUGUAUAGGACAUCCAUUUGUAUACAAGUGCACAUUGGUCUAUAAAAUAUAUUUAUACCCAGAUCAA
Messenger RNA from Gadus morhua (Atlantic cod), 4295 nucleotides. It is a transcript of the gene mctp1b, whose product is annotated as multiple C2 domains, transmembrane 1b. The transcript has 22 exons. Gene Ontology annotation, biological process: regulation of neurotransmitter secretion. Lineage: Eukaryota; Metazoa; Chordata; Actinopteri; Gadiformes; Gadidae. The record is from RefSeq and is a predicted model, not a curated record. Bases 88 to 2820 code for a protein of 910 amino acids. Gene Ontology annotation, cellular component: synaptic vesicle membrane. Gene Ontology annotation, molecular function: calcium ion binding.